This is a messenger RNA of Parasteatoda tepidariorum (common house spider), 1884 nucleotides long. The record is from RefSeq and is a predicted model, not a curated record. NCBI's taxonomy places the organism in Eukaryota, Metazoa, Arthropoda, Arachnida, Araneae, Theridiidae.
AAAGAAUAAUUUUAAAUUACAACAAAAAUGUUUACGAGUUUUUCAAGCACAUCAUGUUGCUCUUAAAGUUUCUAAAUUAAAUUUAUCAUAUGGGUCAGCUGAGGAAAAAAAAAAGAUUUUUAAUGAAAAGCAUGCUAUUCAGAUCCAUAGUGUGACAUUUUCAAUAAUAAGUAACGAUAACAAAUAACAUGAUAACAUUUAUCACCUCAAGACAAAUAUUUCAUUAUAGAAUAUUAAUGUAUGGUAUAAUUUAUGUUACAUACAUUAUAUUUUAUAACAUAAAACAUUAAAAGAAACGCGAAGAAACAUUUAAAUGAAGCUAUAAGUAGGUACAAUGCAUUUAAUGUAGAUUGUUUUAGUUUAAUUUUAUUAUAAAAGAGUGCAUCACAUGUGAAAUACUGAACUGAGAGAAAUAAAAAUAACCUAAUCCGAUAAGUAUCGAUUUCAAACUUUUCUUUUUUCCAUUCUUUGGUGACUAUCAGAAUUUAUCAAGGAAAUUAAACUGUGAUUGCAGUAUCACUCAAUUAGUUUAAGUGAUACUCAGAAUUUAUGAAUUCAAUACAAUAAAUAUGGCUAAAAUUUAUAAAUAUGACAAUGUCUGCAACAUUUGUCCAAACUUUGGAAGAAAUAAUAUCAUUUAUAAAUGAAUGAAAAGUGAAAAAACUGACAUUUCACGUUAGUAAAUGUACAAACUUCUGCCAUGCUACAAAAUAUAGUAGAAUGAAAUAGAAAUACUACGUCACUGAUUACGUCGACAAAAGAUCCAAUCAAAAUUUCGUUUUUGUUUGAGUAGUGGUAAGGAUAGGUAUUAUGCUUCCCGGUACAAACAAACAAUAUCCGUGAAAUGAAAAGUUUUUACCAAAACAAUGAUAUUCGCUCGGGGCCGUGCAGCUUUUGCGUGUUUUAUUUAAAACAACCGAUAUUCUCGACGCACAGUUAGCAAAACAAUUUUACAAAUAAAUUCUCAUUCUUUCUUCUGCAAUGAUACGGGGAACAAUGGUAAUUACUGAUUGAUUUUCAAAAACUGCCCCCGUUUCAUAAAUCGUCAUGUACUAAUUACUUUAUUUCAGAUUUAAUUUCUCCAUUUAAUGUAUGUACCAAAUUUUAUAACUUUCUAUUAAAACACAAAGAUAGUAGUUUUAAUUGUAACGGACAGUAAUGGAAUUUUGACGACCAUUUAGUAUUUGUAAUUAUUUCAAGCCUUUUAACUACUGCUUGUUUAUUUUAUCUUUUUAGAGAAAGGUUGAUAAAUAUUGGCCGGAAGAAUUUGAAAAGUAUGGUAAUAUUACAGUGACUUUGAUUUCAAAACACGAAUUUGAAAAAAUGCAUCAUGUUGUACGGACAUUUUCUGUAACAAAGGAAGGUGAAAGCACUUCUCGCAGUGUACGUCACUUUCAUUACACUGGCUGGCCGGAUCACAUGGUUCCUACGGAGACAUUGCCACUAGUUGCACUUAUUCAACAAACCCGGAGAUACAAACCUGACAACAAAGCUCCCAUUGUUGUUCACUGCAGCGCUGGUGUGGGAAGAACUGGAGUUGCAAUCUUGAUGGAUAUAAUGAUGCAAAAGGAAGGCAUCGUUGAUUUUCCUGCCGAAUUAGAUUAUAUGAGACAGCAGAGAGUUAGUGUUAUUGAAACGAAGGAGCAAUACAUUUUCGCUCAUCAAGCUGUUUAUGACUUCUUUGCUGGAAAUGAAACUGAGAACUACUUGAGAAAUGCAAAUGAGGAGUACAAAAAAAUUGAUAACAACUGAUACUGAUUCUACAGAGCAAAUGUCUUCAGAUCUCCAAAAGGAUAUUUGAUACAGAUUGGCAUUGGAAGUUCAUUAAGGAAAUUUGCAGAGAAUAAAUUGUUUUUCAGUCUUUAAUAAAAUUUUGAUUAAGCA